AAGUAGCUGCCAUUGUUCCCCACCACCCGACUACGCGAAACCGUCAGUAUUUUCCGACUAUUACGAGGCGCGCAUAUUUACUGCGAGCUGUGCGCAUGGGCUGCUGGAUAUAAUACUCUAUUAGGCCUGGGUUGCUGGCGGAAGGCGCGUCUCGCCGAAGCACACGCGUGAACUCCAGUGCCUUUCACUGUCGACUCGUUCCCUGGGCGGCCAGUCAGAAUAAAGACAAUAAAGUUGCAUAAUACCACGGAAGGACGUUUCCCUGCGACAACCUUCUGCAGCUAUCUCACCUCAACCGUGCAUCUUCGCCUGCUUCUCAUAACAAAGCCGCACGCAUCUAUUCUUCUCCACCCUUCAAGCCAGUCGCAUAACGCGCAGCAUGUUUUUCCUCAAAGAGCUUGAGAAGACAAUCCAGCUGCAUCCAUCAUACUUUGGGCCUCUUAUCCGCCAGCACAUCCACCGGGAGCUGCUGCAGAAAGAGGAGGGUUCGAGCACUGGCAAGUACACCAUCGUGUGUAUCCUGGACUCGUUCGACAUCAGCGAUGGCAAGGUUAUGCCUGGCACUGGCUCUGCCGAAUAUGUGGUACACUAUAAGGCGGUUGUAUGGCGGCCCUACAAGGGCGAGGUGAUGGAUGGCAUCGUCACCUCUGUAUUGCGCACUGGUUUCUUCGUGGAUUGCGGCUCCUUACAGGCCUUUGUGGGUCGCAGUAUGAUUCCUGCCGAGAUCAAGUUCGACGCAAACGCGACGCCCCCGCAGUGGACCGACGAUGGCGAACAAGUUAUCGAGAAGGGAACAAACAUUCGCAUUAAGAUCAAGGGUCUGAGGUCUGAGGUGGACAAGAUGUAUGCUGUUGGGACGAUGAAAGAGGAUUAUCUUGGUCCGCUGCCGUCAUAGUAAAAUCACCGCAGGCGAAGAGGAAGCCAACCGGCAAAAGCGCUGCGCCAGUGGAACAAUCUACCGAUCCAGUCAAUAAGACUACAACCCAACAUGUUCGCACGACGAUCCUUCUGACAGGCUUCAUCAUGAUUUCAGGAGAAUAGUUUGGAAAGUUCAGCCUAAUCUUGGCCGUAUUGUUAUUAAGUUGGGGUGGUGGCAUUGCCCAGAAAUCAAGAUUCAGUUCAUACAAGCGAAACAGACGUUUAGAC
Molecule: messenger RNA, 1146 nt
Organism: Pyrenophora tritici-repentis Pt-1C-BFP
Lineage: Eukaryota; Fungi; Ascomycota; Dothideomycetes; Pleosporales; Pleosporaceae
Product: RPB7, DNA-directed RNA polymerase, subunit E'
Source: RefSeq, a predicted model, not a curated record